Molecule: messenger RNA, 564 nt
Organism: Prorocentrum cordatum
Lineage: Eukaryota; Dinophyceae; Prorocentrales; Prorocentraceae
Source: the annotation of a GenBank genome assembly
AUGCUCGCGGCGUCCGCGGCUGCCGCGACCGCCUUCGGCACCGCGGCCGAGCUCUUGGCGGCCGUGGACGGCGACUCCACCUGCCUGCACGGUGCGCUGUUUGUGCUGGGCUACGCCCUCGCUCGCAGGCUCCAGCGGCGCUCGGGCCCCGUGCUGGCCGGGGCGACGCAGGCCUCCGCGCGCAAGCCUCGCCCCCGCCCGCUGGGCCUGCCGGCGCUGCUGCUGGACAGGGCCGGCGCCUCGGAGGCGUGCUUGCCGCUCGCGCUGGCGUACCUGGACGACCGCCUCCAGCGGGCAGGCACCCGGACAGGCGCGGAGUGCCAGGGCGGCGUCUGCGCGAGGUCAGCGCUGGUCGCUCUCGUGCUGGCCUCGAAGUUCCACGACGACGAGGCCCUCUGCACGAAUGCAUAUUACUCUGAGCUGGGCGGUCUUGCUCCUGAUGAAUUUGCUUUCUUGGAGCGAGAAUUUUGUAGAAUGCUUGACUGGAAAUUCUUCGUGUCUCCUGAGGAGUUCGAGCGUUACAGUGAUAUGUUGUACAGUGCGGCAUUGGGGACGCUGAGUUGA